UGGCACGGCCGUGUAAGGAGGUGGAGGUGGUCAGGAUUGCACCUUGGGGUGCGGGGCUCCUGGGGCACAGAUGGACCUUUCUUGAGGUGCCCACAGGGGGUAGAGCCCUUCUCUGGGAUCUCUGGGGCUGGAGCUGGGCAGAGGAGGAGGAGAGGGAGAUAACAGACCCCACAAGGAAAAGGGCGGCCCACGAUCUCUCACAGAGGUGUCUGUCCCACAGCUCAGAGCCAUGUCAUCUGGCCAGCAGGUGUGGCACACGGCCAUGCCACUCCCUCGCCGGAGCAGCUCCACAGCCUCAGUGCCCAGGUCCCCUGGCACCCCUGGCUCGGAGAAGGUGGCCUCCCCGCUGGAAUGCUCCAUCUGCUUCUCCGGCUACGACAACAUCUUCAAGACGCCCAAGGAGCUCACCUGCACCCACGUCUUCUGCCUGGAGUGCCUGGCCCGGCUGGUGGCCGCCCAGCCGGCCGGCCGCCCUGGCGGUGAGGCCGUGCCCUGCCCCUUCUGCAGGAAGCCCACGGCCGUGCCACCCGCCGGGGCCCCCGCGCUGCGCACCAGCCGCCAGCUGCAGGCCCGGAUGCCGGCGCACCUGCGGCGCGAGGAGCCCGUGUGGCUGGACGGCACAAAGCUGUGCUGCCAGCCUCCGCCCGCCACGCCCGGCCGCGCGCCGGACUUCAUAUGUGUGGAUGUGGGCCUGAGCAAGCCCCCCGAGACCGCCGCGCCCACACCCGCCCCAGACCUGGCGCCCCGUCGGGGCCGCCUGGCCCGCUGCUGGGCGCGCUGUGGGGACUGGCGGCGCGUGGCGCUGGUGUCUGCCCUGCUGCUGCUGCUCUUCUGCGUGGUGCUCUGGCCCGUGCAGUGCGCGCUCAAGACCGGGAGCCUGCGCUGCCUGCCCCCACACCCCACGGCCACCGCCAGCGCCACCGCCGCCUUCUCCCUCGGGCCUCUGACCGACAACUAGGGUCCACACGUGGGCGUCCCCCACCGCCAGGCUCCAGGGCCCAGCAGCCACCGGAAGUCGUCCCCCAAAGAGCACCAUCACCUCGGGGACCCCAGCUGGCCCCCCAAGACCUGCACGUAUUCCAGGCCGUCCCUCCCCGAGGCCUGUCUGGUGGGAUGAACAAAAAGGCUCCACAGACACGCGGCCGCCCUCCUUACGCACUGCGGGUCACCCGUGAGGGCAGGGUGCUCCCUUACCGAGGAGGACUGGCCGUCCUUCCUGUACUCGACAUUUCACAGCGAGCCCCUCGGCACCCCCUCUGCUAGGCGGGGCUCAUCUAGCCCUCCGACGGGGUCAGGGGACAGAGUGGAGGCAUCUCCCCAACACCACCUGCCCCCACCCCCAUCCCAGCCACCCGUCCAACUUUUGUGAGCUGUAAGUUUUUAAAUAAAUUAUUUAUGUCCACAUUUGGUUCAAGGUCCCCGCCCUGUCCCCAGCCUCAACUUGAAGAGAAGAUACCCCACUGGGUCAGAUGCCUGGCUGCCACAGGGACGGGGCCCAUGGCUCCAGGACACCUGGGGCACGGCUGGCAGGAGGGGGGAGCCUGGGUCAGGCCCAGAGCCCUGCUGCGGGGCCCUUUUCCUCCCCAUCCCCUGCUGUGGACACCGUGGGCUACACCCCCAAGGAGUCUUGGCCCCACGGUCCCCUGGGAGCCCUGGACGGAGAGCCGCAGCAUCCAUGGGCCCUGGGGGCACCAAGCCUAGUGGUUUGCACAGAGAUGUGCAAACACAGGCCCCUGCAGACCUGCCAGCCCAGCCUGGCAGGUGAGGCGGCCCCACCUCAACCUGCCUUCAGCCAGGAAUCCUGCAGUACCAGGCGGGCAUGGCCAGGAGCCCUGGCCUCCUCACCCCUGGGCCUAAGGCCCAGGUACUUCCUGGUCCAACCAGCUAGGCCUCUGGCUAGGGUGGGGAGGGGGCUCAGGGAGACCCUGAAGAAGCUGGGUCCAGCCGUGGGGACCCACACGCACCCAUGCCCGAGGCCCCAACAAAGACACGAAACUGAGGACACGGCACUUUACUGACAAGCCACAUGGCCACAGGCCAUUCCAUGACGGGGGUGCUACCACAGACCACAGCCAGUGACUGCACACGCACGGUCAUGCCCGUGUGGGCCACACCCUGGGCUCCGAGGGACCAGGCACGUGCGGCAGUGUGCAGGCAGUCACGGGCAUCUCACCCGCACCCUAUUCGACAAGCACGUGUCCACCCUGUGCCCAUGACCACGAGCCGCCGGCUGAACCCCAGCCCACCAGGGCAGGAGGGGCAGCGCUGGCAGACUGAGCCCUGCUGUCCCGGCCACUCGCACAGGCAGCACGGGGUGGCUGCGCCCGCACACACACGGGCUCCCACGCCCACCCCCAGCACC
Messenger RNA from Microcebus murinus (gray mouse lemur), 2362 nucleotides. Lineage: Eukaryota; Metazoa; Chordata; Mammalia; Primates; Cheirogaleidae. The record is from RefSeq and is a predicted model, not a curated record.